CGGCAACCUGAUCCCGGUCCAACAUGGUCGCCGCUCACGCCUCCCAUUCCUCGUCCUCCGGCGAGUGGAUCGCGUGCCUGGAUAAAAGGCCUUUGGAACGUUCUAGUGAAGAUGUAGAUAUAAUAUUCACACGACUAAAAGAAGUGAAAGCUUUUGAGAAAUUUCAUCCAAACCUUCUCCAGCAGAUAUGUCUCUGUGGAUAUUACGAAAAUCUGGAAAAAGGAAUCACAUUAUUCCGUCAGGGUGAUAUUGGGACGAAUUGGUAUGCUGUUCUGACAGGAUCACUGGAUGUGAAGGUGUCUGAUACAAGCAACCACCAGGAUGCUGUGACAAUAUGCACUCUUGGAAUAGGAACUGCUUUUGGAGAGUCCAUUCUGGAUAACACUCCUCGCCAUGCUACCAUUGUUACCAGCGAACAUAGUGAGCUCCUUCGAAUUGAGCAGAAGGACUUCAAAGCACUUUGGGAGAAAUAUCGACAGUAUAUGUCUGGCCUUCUCACUCCUCCUUAUGGUGUUAUGGAAACUGGCUCCAACAAUGACAGAAUGCCAGAUAAAGACAGUAUGUCAAGCAGUGCUCUUUGCCAAGUUUCUAAAAAUUGUAAUAAGACACCUCUUAUUGAACCUCACAUCCCACAUCAUCCUACUAAAACCAUUACACAGGUUCCUUCAGAAAAGAUCCUUAGAGCUGGAAAGAUUUUGCGGAAUACAAUUCUGUCCCGAGCUCCUCACAUGAUAAGAGAUCGUAAAUACCAUCUGAAGACUUACAGGCAAUGCUGUGUGGGGACAGAACUAGUUGACUGGAUGAUGCAACAAAGUCCUUGUGUCCAUUUACGAACCCAGGCUGUUGGCAUGUGGCAAGUGCUGCUAGAAGAAGGUGUUCUUAACCAUGUGGACCAGGAACACCAUUUUCAAGACAAAUACUUAUUUUAUCGAUUUUUGGAUGAUGAGCGUGAAGAUGCCCCUUUGCCAACUGAGGAAGAGAAAAAGGAGUGUGAUGAGGAGCUACAGGAUACUAUGCUGCUGCUCUCUCAGAUUGGGCCAGAUGCUCAUAUGAGGAUGAUUCUCAGGAAACCCCCUGGCCAGAGAACUGUAGAUGACUUAGAAUUUAUAUAUGAAGAACUUCUCCACAUUAAGGCCUUAUCUCAUCUUUCUACCACAGUAAAACGAGAAUUAGCAGGUGUCCUCAUUUUUGAGUCACAUCCCAAAGCAGGAACAGUCUUAUUUAAUCAGGGAGAAGAAGGUACUUCCUGGUACAUUAUCCUAAAGGGAUCAGUUAACGUAGUCAUUUAUGGCAAGGGUGUGGUAUGUACUCUACACGAAGGAGAUGAUUUUGGCAAGUUAGCACUUGUGAAUGAUGCUCCCAGAGCAGCAUCCAUUGUUCUGCGGGAAGACAACUGCCACUUCCUGAGAGUAGAUAAGGAGGACUUCAACAGGAUCCUUAGGGAUGUGGAAGCAAAUACAGUAAGACUCAAAGAACAUGACCAAGAUGUCUUGGUGUUGGAGAAGAUCCCAGCAGGAAACAGAAUUUCUAAUCAAGGAAAUCCACAGCCACAGCACAAGUAUAUUGUGAUGUCAGGAACCCCAGAGAAAAUUUUAGAGCACUUUCUAGAAACUAUGCGCCUUGAAGCAACUUUAAAUGAAGCAACAGAUUCUGUUUUAAAUGAUUUUAUUAUGAUGCACUGUGUUUUUAUGCCAAAUAGUCAGCUCUGCCCAGCCUUGAUGGCACACUAUCAUGCCCAGCCUUCUCAGGGUACAGAGCAGGAGAAAAUGGAUUAUGCCCUCAACAAUAAAAGGCGAGUCAUUCGACUGGUUCUGCAGUGGGCUGCUUUAUAUGGAGAUUUACUGCAAGAAGAUGAAGCAGCAAUGGCCUUUUUGGAGGAAUUUUAUGUAUCUGUAUCAGAUGAUACUAGAAUGAUUGCAGCACUAAAGGAGCAACUUCCAGAGCUAGAGAAAAUUGUAAAGCAAAUUUCUGAAGAACCUAAAGCACCACAAAAGAAGCACAAAGUUCUUCUCCAGCUGUUCAACACAAGUGAUGACAGAGCACAGAAACGCCAGCCUAUCAGGGGCAGUGAUGAGGUUCUGUUUAAGGUGUACUGCAUAGACCAAACCUACACCACUAUCCGUGUGCCAGUGUCUUCUUCUGUGAAGGAAGUGAUCAGUGCAGUAGCAGACAAGCUGGGCUCUGGAGAAGGCCUCAUCAUAGUAAAGAUGAGUUCAGGAGGAGAAAAGGUUGUGCUCAAGCCUCACGAUGUUUCAGUGUUCACCACCCUCAGCGUUAAUGGUCGGCUGUUUGCUUGCCCACGGGAUCAGUUCGAUUCAUUGGCACCAUUGCCAGAACAAGAAGGACCAUCUACUGGUACAAUAGGAACGUUUGAACUGAUGAGUUCCAAAGACUUAGCACAUCAGAUGACAAUUUAUGACUGGGAGCUCUUCAACUGUGUGCAUGAGCUGGAAUUGAUCUAUCACACUUUUGGGAGGCACAAUUUUAAAAAGACCACAGCAAAUCUGGACUUGUUCUUAAGAAGAUUCAAUGAAAUUCAGUUCUGGGUGGUCACAGAGAUUUGUCUUUGCUCUCAACUCAGCAAGCGUGUUCAGCUGUUAAAGAAAUACAUUAAGAUAGCAGCCCACUGUAAAGAAUACAAAAAUCUGAAUUCCUUUUUUGCUAUUAUUAUGGGACUGAGUAAUGUUGCUGUGAGCCGUCUCUCGUUAACGUGGGAGAAACUCCCAAGCAAGUUCAAGAAGAUCUAUGCAGAGUUUGAAAGCUUAAUGGAUCCAUCAAGAAACCAUAGGGCCUACAGACUAACUGUAGCUAAAUUGGACCCUCCAAUAAUUCCUUUCAUGCCAUUGCUUAUAAAAGACAUGACGUUUACUCAUGAGGGAAACAAGACAUUCACUGACAAUCUAGUAAACUUCGAAAAAAUGCGCAUGAUUGCCAACACUGUCAGGACAGUGAAAUUCUGCCGAAGCCAAUCUUUCAAUCCUGAUGCAGCCCUAACUAAUAAAAACCAUCAGGAUGUUCGGAGCUACGUGCGGCAAUUAAAUGUGAUUGACAACCAGAGAACUUUAUCACAGAUGUCUCACCGACUGGAACCGCGCCGAGCGUAAACAUUUGAAGCAAUGAUGAGAAAUGAUCUUUUAUCCUCUCAAGGUCACUUGUUAAGAACUUCACUUUCUCUGCUACUGCACUGCCACUACAAAAAUAAGCAAAAACAUACUCUAAGGUCUUAGGCAACGCACAAUGUACCAGCCUGCUGGAGAACUUUGGCUGAGGAAGAAUUUAUGCACUGUAGGUGUAUGGGUGGCCAUGUUGUGAACUGUUAAUUCAUCUUAAGGUGUAGUAAGUGAUAUCUCAUGGAUUUUAAAAAAGGCAAAAGGUAGAAUAGUUAGUGGGAAAUGCACAAAAACUUGUAACAGUUCAUUUAGUAGUAGGUAGUGGGUUCUUCUCCCUAAUUAAGAAUCUGUAUUUCAUGAUUUAUGCUUCAGGUAAGGACCAAAACUGAUCAUCAGUUUAGCUUGCUCAGCUACUUUUAACUGCAGUAGAAAGUGGAUUUAAUGAUCAGAUGGAGUAAUGUAUGUUCAAGAGCAGUCCAAGGUAUAGUUCCAUUCAGAGAAGACUUGCAAAUAUUUCUGUUUUAAAUACAACAAAUACUAAAAAUUCCUAAUCUUAAUCAUAUUGUCUGCUACUACAAGCAGUGUGGCCAUUUCAAAAAACUGACAAGACUGAAAAUAUUUUGAAUAAAUAGAUUAAUCAGUGUAUACAUUUUACUUCCUUCUUUUUAAAUUUGCAAUCAGGUUUUUAAAAAAUUCAGUUAAAAGGUAGCAAAGGUCUGGUUCAAAAAGAGCACAAUAUGCACAAAUGGAUUUUAAGAGAAUAUUUUCCUGGACAUUAAAAUCUUAAACUUCAGCUAGAAUUAAUCAUGGCUGGUUAACACAUUUUCUGGUCUUACACAUUUACAAAUAUCUUAGUUUUCAGCCAAUUAUUUGCACUUUCAAUAGACUGUAAAUAAAUGUCAAUUUAUUAUGUUC
Molecule: messenger RNA, 4025 nt
Organism: Pseudopodoces humilis (Tibetan ground-tit)
Lineage: Eukaryota; Metazoa; Chordata; Aves; Passeriformes; Paridae
Gene: RAPGEF4
Product: Rap guanine nucleotide exchange factor 4
Biological process (GO): Ras protein signal transduction
Cellular component (GO): plasma membrane
Molecular function (GO): guanyl-nucleotide exchange factor activity
Source: RefSeq, a predicted model, not a curated record